Molecule: messenger RNA, 1872 nt
Organism: Dracunculus medinensis (Guinea worm)
Lineage: Eukaryota; Metazoa; Nematoda; Chromadorea; Rhabditida; Dracunculidae
Source: the annotation of a GenBank genome assembly
AUGUCUUUAGAAGAUUUACCUCUAUCGCUCAACAAUCAACGAAUUUCAGUGGAGGAUAACUCAGAGGAAUUGAAAUUAUCGAUAGGUAAAGAUCCACUGACAACAUCGCGGACACCUGUGCUAGAGGUUAAUUCGCCAGCUCAAAAUUCAUUUUCUUCGUUCUCUAGCGUUUCGCUGAAAACUUCAAAUAUGAUUUGCAAACCAUGGCGAACUAUGGUCAGUCAGAAUAGACGACGUUACAAAAUUGGAAAUUUUGAUUUAGAUUUAACAUAUAUAACGGAUCGCAUUAUCGCGAUGGGUUUUCCAGCGAUUGAUCAAGAGAAAAUUUAUCGAAAUAGUAUGGAAGCAACUGUGCAGUUUCUUGAAUAUUACCAUGCAGGCCAUUAUAUGGUUUUCAAUCUGCGUGGAAAUCAUAUAUAUGAUCCUGGUUAUUUUCAUAAUCGUGUAAUGACAUUUGAAAUGAAUGAUCAUCAUCCGCCUCGAUUAGAACUUAUGGCUCCGUUUUGUCACGCAGUUCAUGAAUAUUUGCAAGCAAAUGACCAAAAUGUUGUCGCGGUUCAUUGCAAAGCGGGUAAAGGCCGUACGGGUGUUAUGAUUUGCGCUUACCUCGUUUACAUUAAUUUUUACUUAUCUCCACGGCAAAAUAUGGAUUAUUAUAGUAUAGUUCGAACAGUAAAUAAUAAGGGUGUUACAAUUCCUUCUCAGCGGCGAUAUGUAUAUUAUUUUUCUCAUUUGAGAAAGCGCGGUCUUAAUUAUGUGCCAUUGCUGUCUGAGUUGAUAGGCGUUUAUUUUGAACGGCCUCCGAAAUUUAGCGGUUUAUUGUUUAAAGGUGCCUUCUGCUUACGAGUUGCGAAUGGUAGGAUAGAUGUUUUUAACCCGGAUCCAAUUUAUAUGAGCAAAAAAGAAAUGAUUGAUGAAGAUGAAAUUUGGAAGACCCAUAACUGUUCCUUCGGGUCAGAUUAUGAUGAAUGCGAUAACACAGAAUUUGGCAGUAAUUGUAUCUCGAGGCGUUGUUACGGUUGGACAGUACCUGGCAGUAAACGAGUUUUUCUUGAAGGGGAUGUUCGAGUUGAUUUGUAUGUCAAAAAAUUUGUGAAAUCUAUAGGUUUAAGUGCUGGACGUGAAAAAUUAGGGCAUGUAUGGUUUAAUACGAUGUUCUCUUGUCCUAAUUUCUGUGGUGGUGCAUAUAUCCACGGUGAUGAAGCAUAUCCGUAUCCUGAAAAGGGCACUACAAUAGUAAAUCAUUGGCCGAGAUGUUCUGAAAGGCGUUCAUCUUCUCAGUUAUCGCCAUCAGUGUGCAAAAGAUUAAAUACUGUGAUGGAUGAUUUUAUUAAUGAUAACCAAACUGCAAUGGGCACUUGCCUUAAUAAAUGCAAGUCUAAUCUUGGUAUUGUUUCGUAUUUUAGUUUAGAACUAUUUGGCAAUAAAUUUCGAACUUCUUUUCAUGUUGUUUUUUCAGCGCAAAGUAGCUCAUCAUUGAUCUCAGGUGAGGAUUUAUUGCCUCAAAGCGAUAUCGAACUUCCUCCAGGCUUAGACAGUCACUGUCCAUCGCACUGCUUGCCUCUUAUCUAUCCCGAGCAGCUUGGACGUAGGCCACCUCGAGCAGAAAUAAUAAUGAUGUUACGUAAUGCUCAUAUUAAUGGUCUCAUCAAAGAUAGUUAUAACCAACGUCGACUUGCUGCAAAUACCGAUGGAGUUCCUGUUCCUAAAGCAAAACCUGGGCGUCCUCCAUCAGGCGGACCAUUUUGUCUCAUGCAAGGUUCUGAUGAACACGUUGUUACUUUCAAUGCUCUUGAAAUAGAUCGGGCGUUUAAGAAUGAAAAGAUUCACUCGGGAUUUAAGGUAAAUUCCUUUUUUAGACUACUUAAAUAA